CGCGCGCCCUUUAAGAACCCCCGCAUGACGCAACCCUUGCGCCAGCCCCGGCCAAUCCGCGGCCGCCGCCGCUGCCCUCGCCCAAUCCGCGCCGCAUAGUCCGCGGGGAGCCCCGCCCCACGACGCACCCGGAAGCGGCGGCCGCCCGGCCUCGGUCUUAAAGGGGACAAGUCACGCGGCUGGGUGAUGCAAGCGCUGGCAACCGGGGGUGGCCCAUGACGUCACGCCGCGCCCCCCCAUCCCUCCCGCUUAAAGGGCCAGAGGCAGCGAGGACCCCCACAGUGCGGCGCCCCCAAAGGGGAAGGAGAGGGACUGGGGAGGCCAGAAGCGGUCAAACUCAUGGCGGGGGCCCACUGGGACCCCCGCCGCGUCCCAUUCCCAGCAUGCAUUACAGCUGCCCCCCAGGUUCCCACCUGCCCCUCAUUCCCCUUCCCAGCAUGCACUGCGGCUGCCCCCCAAGUUCGCACCUGCCCCCCCAUUCCCAUUCCCAGCAUGCAUUGCGGCGGCCCCACCUUGGCCCUUCCCAUAUGCGGGAGGGUGGGGGUCAGCCCCUGGGUGGUGCGCUUCGCGCGGUGCAUGCCGGGAGCGCCCCCCCUCCCCCCGCGCGGGGUAUGCCGGGAGAGGAAUCCCCAGGGCUGCCCCCGGCGCAGUGCGCAUGCGGGGAGGAAGCGGCGCAGCCCCCUCCUCUUCCUGCAGCGGGUCGGGGCCGAGGCCGGAGGCGCCGGGCCCAGGAGCCCGGGCGCGGGCUGGCGUGGCGGGGCCGGCGGGGAGCGCCGCGGGGAGCCGCGCACGCACCUGAGCCACCAUGUUUGCUGCCAUGAGCAGGCGCCCGUGCCUGGCGGCAGCACAAUGACGGGCGGCGAUGAGGCCGCCGGCGGUGAUGGCGAUGGCGAUGGGGGGGGGUGCGCCCCCGCCGUGCCCGUGGGCUGGCAGCGGAAGGUGGAGGCGGGCGCCGUGCGCUACGUCAGCCCCAGCGGCACCAGUCUGACCUCGCUGGAGCAGACGCGGGCCUACCUGCUGGCCGACGGCACCUGCAAGUGCGGCCUCGAGUGUCCCCUCAACAUGCACAAGGUGUUCAACUUUGAUCCCAGAGCACGGGUGCAGGGCCGGGGGGGGCCAGUGCCAGGCGCCCAGGACAUGACCAAGCUUUGCAACCACCGCCGGAAAACCGUCGCUAUGGCCACGCUCUUUCGUAGCAUGGAGAAUGCCGCCCCCCCGGGCCUCCGGCCCCCCACAGGGCUGAGCCAGGGGCCCCCCGAGCGCCUGGCCAAGACCCCCGAACCGCGCACCCCGGCCCCCUCCUUCCUGCCUCCCACCAGUGCCCCCAAUGGGGCUCUCAGCCCCCCAGUGUCCCGGCUCGGCCCCCCCAUUCCUGCCACGCCGCCCCCGGAGGGCACCCCCCCCAGCUGGGGCCCCACGGCCUCUCCCCCCCCACUGCGGCCCUGGCCUCCCCCAGCCUCACCGGUCCCCCCCGGCCUUGCCUUAACCAACCAAAGCAGCAAUAACCCACCUGUGGCCUUAGGUGUGGGGGCGUCCCUCCUGCCCCCGCCCGUGCCCGGUGUCGCCUUCCCUGCCAGCCACCUCUUGAGUGCGGCCGCCAAGGCCCAGCUGGCCGGACAGGCCCCCCCGGAGCCGCCCCCACCCUCGAGCACUUUACCCGGCGUGCUGCUGUCUGUGGCGGGGGGCCGGGGCCUGGCGCGGCCCCCCCGGCGCCCCCGCCGCGCCCCCACUGUGCUGCGCCUGCUCCAGGGCCCCGAUGCCCGCCGGCCCCGGGCGCGUGAGCCACAGCCCCCCCGGGCGCCCCCUCCCGCCGCCGCCCAGCCCCUCUCAGCUUUGCUGAGCCUGCUGGGACCUCCCCUGCCCUCACCGCCGCCUGGCCCGGACCCUGCCGACAGCCUGCAGCCGGCAUCAGGGAGCUCCCCGCAGCCAAAGCCGCCCGUCCCCCCUGGGGCCACAGGUGCUGGCACGUGUCCUGUGGUGCCCAGAGCCUGUAUGGAGCUGGGCGGGGGCGAGGAGGGGGGCUUAGGCCCCGCGCCAUCUCUGGGCCUUGAGCCCUUGACCUUCCUGGGCCCGGAGUCAGGACUGCCACUGGGACCGGCGCUGCCACCUUGCGCCUUCUUGCCUCUGGCUGUACCCCUGCUGGGGGCGCUGGGGGGGCCGCCUGAGCCCCCCCUGCCCCUGCUGGGGCUGCCGGGGGAGCCGGAGGCGCUGGGAGGGCUCCCGCCCCUCCUGCUGGCAGCGCUGCUCCAGGGACAGCCACCGGGGCCUCUCCUGCCCUUGGGCCUGGACCUGCUGUCCCCACCCGGGGGCCUGCUGUCAGCCCUGCUGCCCCUGCCUGACCCCCCCGGCGAUCCCCCUGCCCGUGCCCCGGAGCUGCCUGACGCCCCUCUCCAGCCCCUGCUGCUGCCCCCUGCCCCUGCUCUCCUGGCGCUCAACUCAGCCCUGCUGGCUGCCGGCCUGGGGGCCCCUGACGCUGGCCCUGGUCCCCCCCAGCCCAGCCUGGCCAGCCCCCCUGCGGCACCUACCUCGACUGGCGCAACGGCCGCAACUACUGAGGGCCCCCGCGCCGAGCCCCCCCCACUCGUCAGCCCCCUGCUGAGCGCCACGCUGCUGGGUGACCUGCCAGCAUUGGGCCCCGGCCCCCUGCUCCCAAGCCAGCCGUCGCUACUGUCCCCUGCUCUGGGGGGGGCCCUGGGGCUGCAGCUGCUUCAGGCCCAGCCUCCCUUGCUGGGGCAGCCAGGAGCCCCUGGCCCCCUGGCCUACCUGCUCCAGAGCCUGCAGCUGAGCUCCGGCUUUGCAGGCCCCGAGAAGCCGCUGCUGGCCCCUGGCGAAGUCGCCUCCCCGCCCCUGCCGCAGCCCGAGCCCCUGGCCCCCCCUGGCCUGGACAUCGCCCUUCCAAGUGCCUUAGAUGCCCCCCCGGAGCCUCCCCUGGAGGCUGCCUACCCCCGGUCCCCGCUCAAGCGGGCACGACGGAGGGGGGGUGGCGAGGGACUGAAUGGGGCUGGGCCCCCCCGGGGCAGCAAGGGGCCGCGGCGUGGGGGUGGGCGGGGCCGGGGGGGCCGGUGCUGCUUCAAUGGGCAGGCAGGUGAGAAGGCAGCACUUGCCAUGGCCCCCCCCCACCCCGCCUGGCGCUGCAAUGGUGACCUGCUGGUGCCUGGUGCCCCUGGGCCUCUCGCAGCCGAGGAUGGCAAGGGGACCCCUGUGAGGUUGCGCCCAUCACGUCGUGGCCGGAGGAGGAAAGCUAGCGCACCCCGGCCCAGCCCCCGUGUGGACACGUCGCGUGCCCGGGGCCCCAGCACCGAGCCAGGCACAGUGCCGCCGGUGGACAGCUCUCUGGCACGGCGCCCGCGGCCUGGCCGCCCUGUCAAGAACCGCCGGAGGAAGCUGCUGACGUAGCACUGGCCCCGGCCCCCCCUGCAGAAGCACAGCCGCGGGGCCGGAGGGGUCCUGGACUGCUUGCCCUGUCCCCCCAUCUCUAUCCCCUGCCCGGGAAGGGGGGCACCGGCCUUGGACAUCGCAGACUGCCGGAGUCCUGGCUCGGCCCCCACUGCAAGAGGCAGCACAUGGGCACCACCACCCCCACAGCACUGCUGGUGGGGGGGACAACGCAGGGAUAAAGCACUUCGGAAGCCAUUUUGCAAUAGGCCGCAGGCUGGUGGGGGGCAGCGAGGCCAGAGCGGGCCCGGGGGGCUGGUACUGGCUAGGUGGUGUGAUAGGGGCCCCCCCCCUUACCUCAGGCCUGCGGGUGUCUUGCCCCAGGGCACAAAACGCCUCAGGGUUUAGUUUAGCACAAGGUUCACUCACCAAAAAUCCCCCCCGGUGCCCCCCCUGGGGUGGUGGGGCAGCCCCCAGCCCGGUGGUGCCAGGGGGAGGAAGGUACAAAGCAAUAAUCAUCUCCAGCCACCCCUGCCCUGCUGGGGGGGGUGCAGGAGGGCCCCCCGGGGCAGGGCCCGGCCCACUCGGAGAACACUCAGGUUGUCUCACACCGGCGGGGCUGACGCAGCCCCACGACACUACGUCCCCCCGUCCCCCCCGCACCAACUCGGCCUUGUUUUGUACACAGAAGAAAAGACUUUUUAAAAGAAAUAAAAACCCUUCCCGGGGCGGGGGGUAGCCGGGGCCAGGCCCGGCACGGCUUUAAUUUAACAGAUGGACUUAUUUUGGCGUCGCUGAGGUCCCGGCCCCGGCCCCUCCCUGGGGGUCACGGGGGUUUUGCGUUUUUGUAUCAAGUAUUAAAAUAUGUAUUUAAAAGCC
Molecule: messenger RNA, 4254 nt
Organism: Alligator mississippiensis (American alligator)
Lineage: Eukaryota; Metazoa; Chordata; Crocodylia; Alligatoridae
Gene: MBD6
Product: methyl-CpG binding domain protein 6
Exons: 13
Coding region: 340-3396 (1018 amino acids)
Cellular component (GO): nucleus; chromocenter
Molecular function (GO): chromatin binding; DNA binding
Source: RefSeq, a predicted model, not a curated record